Sardina pilchardus (European sardine) is the source of this 1689-nucleotide messenger RNA. Its product is annotated as nucleolar protein dao-5-like. Bases 10 to 1671 code for a protein of 553 amino acids. The record is from RefSeq and is a predicted model, not a curated record. NCBI's taxonomy places the organism in Eukaryota, Metazoa, Chordata, Actinopteri, Clupeiformes, Clupeidae. Gene Ontology annotation, cellular component: nucleosome. The transcript is spliced from 4 exons. Gene Ontology annotation, biological process: nucleosome assembly. Gene Ontology annotation, molecular function: structural constituent of chromatin; DNA binding; protein heterodimerization activity.
UCCGUAGCAAUGGCAAGAACCAAGCAAACUGCCCGUAAAUCCACCGGAGGCAAGGCUCCGAGGAAGCAGCUCGCCACCAAGGCUGCGCGUAAAAGCGCACCAGCAACCGGUGGAGUUAAGAAGCCUCACCGUUACAGGCCUGGCACUGUGGCUCUGAGAGAGAUCCGUCGGUACCAGAAGUCCACUGAGUUGCUGAUCCGCAAGCUGCCCUUCCAGCGUCUGGUCAGAGAAAUAGCUCAGGACUUCAAGACUGAUCUGCGCUUCCAGAGCUCUGCUGUUAUGGCUCUUCAGGAGGCCAGCGAGGCUUACCUCGUCGGUCUGUUUGAGGACACCAACCUGUGCGCCAUCCACGCCAAGAGGGUCACCAUCAUGCCCAAAGACAUCCAGCUGGCUCGUCGUAUCCGUGGGGAGCCAAAGUCCCCCAAGAAGAAGGCGCCCCGAGCCAAGAAAACUGGUCCAAGUGUGGGCGAGCUCGUCGUCAAGGCGAUCUCUGCCUCCAAGGAGAAGAAAGGAGUCUCCCUGGCUGCUCUGAAGAAGGCUCUGGCGGCUGGAGGAUACGAUGUGGAGAAGAACAACGCUCGUGUCAAAAUAGCCAUCAAGAGUUUGGUAACAAAGGGAACACUGGUUCAGACUAAAGGAACUGGUGCCUCCGGCUCCUUCAAGCUGAACAAGGCAGCGGAAAAGAAGCCCGCUAAGAAGGCGGCUCCCAAAGCCAAGAAGCCAGCAGCAAAGAAACCUGCCGCGGCCAAGAAGCCCAAGAAGGCAGCAGCUAAGAAGCCUGCGGCUGCUAAGAAAUCUCCGAAGAAAGCACCGAAGAAGCCCGCCACACCGAAAAAGGCAGCAAAGAGCCCGAAGAAAGCUAAGAAGCCCGCUGCACCCAAGAAGGCAGCGAAGAGCCCCAAGAAAGCGAAGGCAGCGAAACCCAAGGUCGCCAAGCCUAAAGCUGCCAAGCCCAAAAAGGCUGCACCCAAGAAGAAACUGCUGCGCAAAGGCAACUAUGCACAGCGUGUCGGUGCUGGUGCACCAGUCUACUUGGCUGCCGUGCUCGAGUACCUGACUGCUGAGAUCCUGGAGUUGGCCGGUAACGCUGCCCGUGACAACAAGAAGACUCGUAUUAUUCCCCGCCAUCUGCAGCUGGCUGUGCGUAACGACGAGGAGUUGAACAAACUGCUCGGCGGAGUGACCAUCGCUCAGGGUGGUGUGCUGCCUAACAUCCAGGCUGUGCUGCUGCCCAAGAAGACUGAAAAGUCCAAAGUAGCAAUGGCAAGAACUAAACAGACAGCCCGCAAAUCUACCGGAGGCAAGGCUCCGAGGAAGCAGCUCGCCACCAAGGCUGCGCGUAAAAGCGCACCAGCAACCGGUGGAGUCAAGAAGCCUCACCGUUACAGGCCUGGCACCGUGGCUCUGAGAGAGAUCCGUCGUUAUCAGAAAUCUACUGAGCUGCUGAUCCGCAAGCUUCCCUUCCAGCGUCUGGUCAGAGAAAUCGCACAGGACUUCAAGACUGAUCUGCGCUUCCAGAGCUCUGCUGUUAUGGCUCUUCAGGAGGCCAGCGAGGCUUACCUCGUCGGUCUGUUUGAGGACACUAACCUGUGCGCCAUCCACGCCAAGAGAGUCACCAUCAUGCCCAAGGACAUCCAGUUGGCACGUCGUAUCCGUGGGGAGCGUGCUUAAAUUAAUCCCAAGUCAGGA